Juglans regia (Persian walnut) is the source of this 1020-nucleotide messenger RNA. RefSeq names its product protein FAR-RED IMPAIRED RESPONSE 1-like. The transcript has a single exon. The coding region runs from base 1 to 1020 and encodes 339 amino acids. NCBI's taxonomy places the organism in Eukaryota, Viridiplantae, Streptophyta, Magnoliopsida, Fagales, Juglandaceae. The record is from RefSeq and is a predicted model, not a curated record.
AUGGAUGCCGACAUAGAAUUUUCAAAUAAUGAGUGUGAUGAGAUAGGAAUUGAUAAGGAGAUUGGAGGUGAUGAAACUAUUGAAGAACAUACUAUUGGAAUGCAAUUUUCAUCUACAGAAGAAGUGCAUGCUUACUAUAUGAAGUAUGGUAAGAAGAAUGAGUUUGGGGUAUCUAAAAGAAAUAUUAGACAGGAUGACGAUGAGACGGUAAGAUGGUUUUGCUUGGCAUGUGCACGAGGAGGCACAUCGAAGAGUACAGUUGCCAACAUUAUGAAACCAAGACAAACAGUAAAGAUGGAGUGUAAGACUAGGAUUAAUGCGGUAUUAAAUGUUAAAGGUGGAUAUACUAUAUCUAAAGUGAUAUUGGAUCACACACACGCCUGUAGCCCGGGUAAGGCAAGACAUUUUAGAUGUUUUAAGAAUGUUGAUGGUUGUAUCGCUAAGAGACUUGAAAUAAAUGACGAGACAGGAAUAAGAUUGUCCAAAAAUUUCAAGUAUGUGGUUGUUGAGGCAGGGGAUUAUGAGAAUGUAACAUUCGGGGAGGAGUGUCAAAACUACAUUGACAAAGCACAACGACUUCGCCUCGAGGUUGGAGGUGGUGUAGCUCUAUGUAACUAUUUCGAAAAUAUGCAAAAAGGAAAUCCGGAAUUUUAUUAUAAGAUUGACGUUGACAAUGAGAUGCGGCUAAAGAAUGUGUUUUGGGCAGACGCACGGAGUGGAGUUGUGUAUGAAUCAUUCGGGGAUGUGAUUACAUUUGAUACAACAUAUCUGACUAAUGCGUAUAAAAUGCCUUUUGUUCCGUUUGUGGGUGUGAACCACCAUGGGCAGUCAAUUCUACUCGGGUGCGGAUUGAUAUCCAGUGAUGAUACAGAUACAUUCGAGUGGUUAUUUGAGUCAUGGUUGCAGUGUAUGAAUAACCAAUCGCCAAAUGUAAUCAUCACAGAUCAAGACAAUGCCAUGAAAAUUGCAAUCUCGAGGGUGUUUCAACUUCUAGACAUCGCUUCUACUUGUGGCAUAUAA